UAUCUCCCUCAAACACUGAAAUCAUCCUGAAAUCAUCCUGAAAUCUUAUACGAUAAUACAUAUAUAUAAAGAGAGGGAAUUUGAGAGGUUUUUCCACGGAUUUAUACACAUAUAGAGAUAAAAAUGGAUGCUUAUACGUUGCAUCUAGCUAUGGCGGCACUAGUCGGAGCUUCAUUUGUCGCUGUUUCGGCUUACUAUAUGCACCGCAAAACCCUAAAUCAAUUGCUCGAGUUUGCCAAAACUGUUGAGAAGGAGAGAGAAGAGGGAGAAGAUGACUUGCUGCAGCAUUACAGGAAGAGUGUGCAUCCUAGCGUUGAGAAGCCGUUGCAGAGGCGGAACCAGGGAGGACGGAGAAAUGGGUUUUAUCGUCGGGCUUCGAGUUCCUUACCUGAUGUUACGUCUAUUUCUGGUGGAGGUGGUGCUCAUGACGAGGAUGCUAUUCCACCGGGGUUGCCUAGACUUCAUACGCUUCCUGAAGGUGGUUCCCAUAGGUCAUCGGGGAUGAAAUUAACUGGAUGCUUUGUGUCGCGCUUAGAGUUAAAAUUUGGGAAAUGUGCUGGCCAUGCGGGGUUGGCCAAGAGAGCUGGACACAUUCUUAGACCGACUUCUCCGAAGUCUCCAGUUGCUAGUGCAAGUGCUUUUGAAAGUGUUGAAGGAUCUGAUGAAGAUGUUGAUGUGACUGACAAUGUUAAUCCAGAUGCUACAUACCUUCACACAAAUGGGAAUGCGGGUCCAGAGUGCACAAGUGUUAAUGCAAAUGGUGAAAAUUUGCCGAUAGCUGCAUCUACUAUGAUUCGGUCACAUAGUGUAUCUGGUGACCUACAUGGUGUACAACCUGAUCCUGUAGCUGCUGAUAUUCUUAGAAAAGAGCCAGAGCAGGAAACUUUUGUACGGCUUAGGAUCUCCCCCUAUGAGACACCGUCACCUGAUGAAGCGGAGGUCUACAGGGCUAUACAGGUUUGCCUUGAAAUGCGAAACAGUUAUGUGUUCAGGGAAAGCAUUGCUCCAUGGGAGAAGGAGGUCAUAUCUGACCCUAGUACUCCGAAGCGCAAUCCAAAUCCUUUUGAUUAUGUUCCUGAGAGAAAGUCUGAUCAUUAUUUUCAAAUGGAAGAUGGAGUCGUUCAUGUUUAUGCAAAUAAAGAUUCAACAGAGAAGCUUUUUCCCGUUGUUGAUGCAACAACCUUUUUCACUGACCUGCAUCACAUCCUUAAAGUGAUAGCCGCUGGGAAUACACGGACAGUAUGUCAUCACCGGCUUGGUCUCCUAGAACAGAAAUUCAACCUUCAUUUGAUGCUAAAUGCGGACAAAGAAUUCCUAGCUCAGAAAAGUGCACCGCAUCGUGACUUCUAUAAUGUCCGGAAAGUUGAUACUCAUGUUCAUCACUCUGCAUGCAUGAAUCAAAAACAUCUGUUGAGGUUUAUAAAGUCCAAAUUGAGAAAAGAACCUGAUGAGGUUGUAAUAUUUCGCGAUGGAACAUAUCUGACGUUAUUAGAAGUUUUUGAGAGCUUGGAUUUAACUGGGUAUGAUCUCAAUGUUGACCUGUUAGAUGUGCAUGCAGACAAGAGCACCUUUCACCGUUUUGACAAAUUCAAUCUCAAAUACAAUCCCUGUGGUCAAAGUAGGCUUAGGGAGAUUUUCUUGAAGCAAGAUAAUCUGAUUCAGGGUCGCUUCCUGGCUGAGCUAACGAAACAAGUAUUUACAGAUCUUGAUGGGAGUAAAUAUCAAAUGGCUGAAUACAGAAUAUCCAUAUAUGGAAGAAAGCAAAGUGAGUGGGACAAUUUGGCGAGUUGGAUCGUGAAUAAUGAACUGUACAGUGAUAAUGUUGUCUGGCUGAUUCAGAAUGUUCCCUCUUUUUAUGGGUGGCCCAAAAAUAAAAGACACAAGCUGCCUCGGCUUUACAAUAUAUACAUGGAAAUGGGUAUCGUCACAUCAUUUCAGACCAUUCUUGACAAUAUAUUCCUUCCUCUCUUUGAGGUUACGGUCGACCCAGGAUCACAUCCUCAGCUGCAUGUAUUCUUGAAACAGGUUGUAGGAUUGGACUUGGUGGAUGAUGAGAGCAAGCCCGAAAGACGUCCUACAAAGCACAUGCCAACACCUGCACAAUGGACCAAUAUAUUCAACCCUGCCUUCUCAUACUAUGUAUACUAUUGUUAUGCAAACCUCUAUACCCUAAACAAGCUCCGUGAAUCAAAAGGAAUGACUACCAUCAGAUUCCGCCCUCAUUGUGGGGAGGCUGGUGAUAUUGACCAUCUUGCUGCUGCAUUUCUUACAACUCAUAACAUUGCCCAUGGGAUCAACUUGAGAAAGUCUCCUGUACUUCAGUACUUGUAUUACCUUUCCCAGAUUGGUCUUUGUAUGUCUCCUUUGAGCAACAACUCCUUAUUUCUGGAUUAUCACCGGAACCCUUUCCCAAUGUUUUUCCUUCGAGGCCUUAAUGUCUCACUGUCUACCGAUGAUCCAUUACAAAUCCACCUAACAAAGGAGCCGCUGGUGGAGGAGUACAGUAUUGCUGCUUCUGUAUGGAAGUUAAGUGCCUGUGAUCUCUGUGAGAUUGCGCGUAAUUCAGUAUACCAAUCAGGUUUCUCACACGUCCUGAAGUCCCAUUGGAUUGGUCAGGAGUACUACAAGAGAGGACCAGAUGGAAAUGAUAUUCGCAAGACGAAUGUGCCACAUAUCCGACUUGAGUUCCGUGACAUGAUCUGGAGAGAGGAGAUGCAACAAAUUUAUCUAGGAAAGGCCACUUUGCCUGAAUACAUCGAGACUUAGCUUCCUUCAUCCAUGUGAUUCCACCAUUUCUGAUCUCUGGAGCUGCAACUAGUUACUAGUUUCCGUCUACAGUUCCAGUGGCCAACUUUUGGUGUCGUAAGCUGAGACUUGACUUAGCCCUGAAGCUUAAGAGCUAAUGUGGGUCAACUCCAGAGUUCAGUGAUAGCUUUAGGUCAACUUGGAUUCACCCGUCAUGUAAAUGUAAAUUAUAAGAGACCGGAAAUAUAGCCUAUAGCGAGAAAGUCAUAAGAUUGAUCUUUGCUUCGCCCGGCUCUCGUAUUGUUAUAAAAGGAAACAUAAUAAUCACAAAAUACUUGUUUCAGUUUUUGGGCAGUGCAUUUGUUGUGCAAUGAACAUAUUCAUGAUGUGGAUUGUGUUUUC
This is a messenger RNA of Cynara cardunculus var. scolymus (artichoke), 3147 nucleotides long. Its product is annotated as AMP deaminase-like. Gene Ontology annotation, biological process: AMP metabolic process; IMP salvage. Gene Ontology annotation, molecular function: AMP deaminase activity. Bases 124 to 2766 code for a protein of 880 amino acids. The record is from RefSeq and is a predicted model, not a curated record. The transcript has 22 exons. NCBI's taxonomy places the organism in Eukaryota, Viridiplantae, Streptophyta, Magnoliopsida, Asterales, Asteraceae. Gene Ontology annotation, cellular component: cytosol.